AUGAAUUACUCAUGUCAGGACUUAGAGAAGUUUGUUGCUCCUGUACUUAACCAACAAAUGGCACCAUUGAUGGCGAUAGUGGAUACAACUAAUAUCAGUUCACAUAUCGUCCGGUCAAUUGAAAAGCCAUUGCGGGAGAUGGUCAACGCCAAGUUUGACGCCUUACAACAAAAGAUGGACGAACAUAUGGAAGAUAACCGGAACCAGUUGACUGAAGUUAAUCAAGACAUUGCUACGUUACGGAAAGAAAUAGAAGAGAGAAUUAAACAGGACAUUGUGUCACUCCAGAAGGAAAUUGAAGAGAGAAUUACACAUGAAAUCCUUGACAAAGUGAAAAAUUUGACUAGAACUGUCAGUACCGAGAACAAAGAUCUGAAUGUGAAAGUAAAGAAUUUAACCAGCAAGAUGGACGCCAUGCAAUUGGAAUUACAACAAGAAGACGAACUUAUUGGAGAUAACCGCAACCAGAUGACUGAAGUUAAACAGGACAUUGCUACUUUGCGGAAAGAAAUGGAAGAGAGAAUUACCCGUGAAAUCAUAGACAAAGUGAAUAAUUUGACAAGAGCUAUCAGUAAUGUGAACACAAAUCAGGAUGAAAAGAUGAAGAAGUUAGCCAACAAUAUGGACGGCAUGAAAUUGGAGUUACAAAAAAAGAUUGAGGAACAUAUGGGAGAUGACCGGACGCAAAUGACCGGAGUAAAACAGGACAUUAUGUCAUUACGAAAGGAAAUGGAAGAGAGAAUCGUACGUGAAAUCCGUGACAAAUUGAAGAAUUUAACUAGAAAUUUCAGUAUCGAGAAAAAAGAUCUGGAUGAAAAGGUGAAGAAGUUAACCAACACGGUUGACCUCAUGCAGACGGAUUUAAAAGAUAUCGUAGUGUCGGUUGAUAGUAAUGUGACAAAUUUAGCAGAGAAACUGGAAAAUCAUUUGAGCAACUUGGAAAUGCUCCGUUCAAAUUUACUAGAAUUGACUGUAAACACAAGUACAAUUCAAACUGUGAUCGGUAACAUUAAGACUUCCGCUGAAAUUGAUAACGGAAGGUUAAGUGUUCAAGUCUCAAAGCUGGAAGAUUUAAAAGCAACAGUCAAUGAUAUGAACUUACGAGUUGCCCUUUCAGCAUGCGUUUCACCUAGUUAUACUGCUGUAAAAUCAACUGUUAUUAAAUUCCAGAAGAUCAUAACAAGCCAAGGAAUCACCUACCAACAUUUAACAUCAUUUAAAUCUAGUGGUGUAUUUGUGUGUGAAGUUCCGGGUCUGUACUAUAUAUCUGUCGUCAUUAUAUCGAAAACACAUGAUGCACAAUUCAUAAUAUCUAAAAAUGAUAUAGAACUAAUGAGGGGUUAUAUCAAUGAUUAUAAUACAGGAAAAGGAGUGUAUUGGCAAUCAAGUGCUGCAAUUAUGGUGACUGAAUUACAGAAAGCUGACCGUAUCGAUAUUAAACCAUCAGAUAAAGACAUGAUGAUAGCCGGCUAUAAUUAUUCGUGUCUUACAAUAGUGAAAGUGAAAUAAUGUGUAUAAUUGUUUCAAAAUAAAAAGAUAAACUUUC
Molecule: messenger RNA, 1546 nt
Organism: Mytilus trossulus (common blue mussel)
Lineage: Eukaryota; Metazoa; Mollusca; Bivalvia; Mytilida; Mytilidae
Product: myosin heavy chain, striated muscle-like
Exons: 2
Coding region: 1-1509 (502 amino acids)
Molecular function (GO): protein binding
Source: RefSeq, a predicted model, not a curated record